Messenger RNA from Tarenaya hassleriana, 1411 nucleotides. RefSeq names its product serine/threonine-protein kinase SRK2G-like. NCBI's taxonomy places the organism in Eukaryota, Viridiplantae, Streptophyta, Magnoliopsida, Brassicales, Cleomaceae. Gene Ontology annotation, molecular function: ATP binding; protein serine/threonine kinase activity. The record is from RefSeq and is a predicted model, not a curated record. The coding region runs from base 222 to 1259 and encodes 345 amino acids. Gene Ontology annotation, biological process: protein phosphorylation; intracellular signal transduction. The transcript has 10 exons.
AUAUGAGCUUCGUCACCGUUGGAUUCCAAGCUGGUUAUCGGAAUUUGAGUAAUCCCUUCACAUCCCCAUGAACGACGCUUGAAGAUGGUGGUUUCUUCUGCUGCGGAACUUUGAUUUCUACGGGGGGGGGGGGAUCAUGUUCGUAUAUACGUAUAUAUAAGUACAUAGAUACAUAUACACAUACUCGUCCACGUAUUGAUUCGGAGUCUGGGGGAGUAGAGAUGGAGAAGUACGAGGUUGUGAAGGAUUUGGGAGCUGGGAAUUUCGGUGUCGCCCGGCUUAUGCGACACAAGGAGACGAAGCAGCUCGUUGCGAUGAAAUACAUAGAGAGAGGUCGUAAGAUAGAUGAGAAUGUGGCAAGGGAGAUUAUUAAUCACCGGUCACUAAGGCACCCUAAUAUCAUCCGGUUCAAGGAGGUGGUGCUGACUCCAACUCAUCUGGCAAUUGUGAUGGAAUACGCUGCCGGAGGAGAACUCUUUGAUCGAAUCUGUAGUGCCGGUAGAUUCAGUGAACCCGAGGCUAGGUACUUCUUCCAGCAGCUGAUUUGCGGUGUUGACUACUGCCACUCAAUGCAAAUAUGCCAUAGAGAUCUGAAGCUUGAGAACACACUGCUUGAUGGAAGCCCUGCUCCCCUUUUGAAAAUCUGUGAUUUCGGAUACUCUAAGUCAUCUCUGCUACAUUCUAGACCCAAAUCAACGGUUGGAACUCCUGCAUAUAUAGCACCUGAAGUUCUUUCUCGGAAGGAAUAUGAUGGCAAGUUGGCGGAUGUGUGGUCUUGCGGAGUGACACUUUAUGUGAUGCUGGUGGGAGCGUAUCCGUUUGAGGAUCCGAAAGAUUCACGGAAUUUCAGGAAAACAAUCCAGCGAAUAAUGGCUGUACAGUACAAGAUUCCGGAUUACGUCCAUGUUUCUCAGGAUUGCAGACACCUUCUCUCUCGCAUAUUCGUUGCUAACCCGCUCAAGAGAAUCACGCUUAAAGAAAUCAAGAACCACCCUUGGUACUUGAAGAACUUGCCGAGGGAGCUGACAGAGUCGGCUCAAGCAGCUUAUUACAGGAGGGAUAAUUCGAGCUACUCUCUUCAGAGCAUAGAGGACAUAAUGAAGAUCGUCGGAGAAGCGAGAAAUCCAGCUCCGACGGGCUUUGGCUCGGGAUCCGAGGAGGAAGACGAGGAGGAGGCCGAGGUGGAAGAAGAGGAAGAAGAUGAAUACGGAAAGCAUGUCAAGGAGGCACAGUCUUUCCAGGAAACUCACAAAGCGUAAGCAGAAUCGUUUCAUCUCUGUAACUUUUAUUACACAAUUGAAUCCCACGUUUUUCUUGUGAUUUUGUUGUUGGACUUCUGUCUCUGAAAGAAAAUAGUUAAAUUAAUGCUUUCACGUUUUGUAACUAACAAACUUGCGUCUCCCUUGGUAUU